GUACAUAUAAGUAUCUUAUAAAUACUUGUAAUAGUAUGGUAAUAACAUCUAUGGUUAUUGUAAUAUUAUUAAUAUGUUGUACAUGCAAUUUUCACAACAUGAUAUAUGGAUGACCAUGCAUUUUAUGAGAGCUUUAUAUGCAAUGUUCGAUUAUAUGUAUAUGCAUUGUCAGUACAUAAACCUAAGUUUAUAUUUAGAAAUGUUAAUUUAUGUUAACACAUAUACAUAUACAAUUAACGUUCCAGUAAAUUUUUAUAUAAUAUUAAACUAAACAAGACUGCGUUACAUAUAAUAUUGUUAGAAACAAAGAAUAUCAUAAAGUAUUGUAAAUUGUAUUGUCGACCAAUAUUUAAAACAUAUUUAAACUUUUGCAGUGAACAACGUUACGAAAAAUCUAAGUCAAUUCUAAUCUUAGUAAAGCCAUUAAUUAGAAGUAUAAUAUUUUGCCAUAUAUUUUUUGUCCCAUAUGAUAUGGCAGAUUUUCACAAAAGCAUUUUAGAUAACAAUAAAAUUUGAAAUUAGUGAGGCAAUCUAUUAUUUGUAAUAAAUUAAUAUUUAUAUAUCAAAAUCAUCACAAAAAAUCAUGUAAAGUUAAUAACUCUGGGAUUUAUUUCAACAAGUCUAUAUAUAUAUAUAUAUAUUAAGUAUAUAUUUAUUAAUGAGAAAUAGUAUAUAUAAUGGGUAAUAUUAAAUUAGUGUCUGAUUUAUUAGACUGUAGUUGCAAUAACUCUAUAGUUCCAUUUGAUUCCUAAUUUCGUAAAUGUAUAUUGAUAUAUUAAUUCGAUCGAAGCUAUGAAUCAAUAGUUUCUCACAUGAAUUGUCCGUAGAAAUAACAGUUAAUUGAACUAUAGUCAUAAAGAAAUACACAUCUCAUUAUUAAUGAAGAAAAAGAAAACAAGAUAUAUCGUUGGUAGUAUUAAAUAAAUCACUAAUACUACAUUUAGCAUUUAUUAGUAUUUCGUACUAUAGAAGUAGGGAAUAUAAUACAGAUACUAUGCAUAUCGUAAUAAUAUUAUAGAAGAAAACAGUACUGUAUACCGGUGUAAUAAAAAUUGUAAAUCCGCUUGUCUUCUUGUUAGAAGUCUACAAAGAACAUAUAGACUUAUGUAUAAUGUGUAAUAGUCCGCCGCAUUUUAAUGUGAACCUCCCAUAUUGUACAAAGAAAAAAAAUAUAUAUACAUCUACAUUUAAAAGAUACUAUUCUAUACUUAGUUUACUUGUGGUUUAUGAAUUCAAAAAAAUAAUGUAAGACAGAUAAAAAAAAUGAUUUUAUAAAGAAUCAUUUUUCUUUUGAAAAAAAAAAACAUCUAUUGAUUUGGCGCCCUUCAUUUGAAAUGACAAAACUUUCGAAAUUAUCUACUAGGUAGCGCUGUAAUGAUCGAAGCGCUAUCUACCGUAUCUUUUAUGAACACUUAUCAAACUAAUCAACUUAUCUGUGCAGACGUAUCAUGCAUACAAUAAAAUUUUUCAAUACCGCAUGUGAUUGGUACUUGUUUAUGUUUAAGAAAUGUUUAUUAUUUAAAUAAUAAAAUUUAUAUUAACAUACUAAUUUAAUUUGUUAUGUUAAGCGUUAUUUUUAUGUUAAAAAAUAUAUUUUUUAAGUCAUAGAUUAUAUUAUUUCUAUUUUAUAAUGCGCAACAGAUUUAUUUUAUUUAUCUUUCUCAUUGUUUUUUGUUUUUGCGAAGUUAAUUAUGUUAUAUGUAUAAAGUCUCCUAAUAAAAGUGAAUUGCAAGGUGAAAAAUAUCCACCAUGUGCUGCUUGUAAAAUACUUGUUAAUAGUUUUAAAAAUGGUUUAGAACGUACAAGCCGUGGAAAAUUUGAAGGUGGUGAUAGUGCAUGGGAAGAAGAUAAGUUAGGUUCUUAUGCGACAAGCGAAGUACGUCUCAUAGAAAUACAAGAACAUUUAUGUGAGGAAGUAGAGCGUGGUAAAGAUCAAUGUCAUUCCAUAGCAGAAGAAUUAGAGAAUAAAAUAGAGGAAUGGUGGUUUAAACAUCAAAAUACCUAUCCAGAUAUAUUUGAUUAUUUAUGCAUAGAACAAACAGAACGUUGUUGUCCAAAAGAUCAUUAUGGUCCCCAAUGUAUGCAAUGUCCAGGCUUUCCAGAUAAUGUCUGUAAUAAGAAUGGCAAAUGUAAAGGUGCAGGCACAAGAAAAGGGAAUGGUAAAUGUCUUUGUGACAAAGGCUACGAUGGAGAAACAUGUAAUGAUUGUGCACCAGGCUAUUAUGAAUCUUAUAAGGAUGAAAAUAAAUUACUAUGUUCUACUUGUCAUGCUGCUUGCAAUGGUUCUUGCAAAGGGCCAGGACCAAAAGAUUGCGAGAUGUGUUCUGAUGGAUGGUACAUGAUAGAUGAACGAGGUUGUUUUGAUAUUAAUGAAUGCUUAAAAAGUGAUGAAUCUUGUCCUGGAAAUCAAUUUUGUGUCAAUAAAGAAGGAAGUUUUACAUGUCUAGGAUGUGAUAAAGCUUGUAAUGGUUGUACUGGGGAUGGUCCAGAUAUGUGUAUAAAAUGUGCAGAUGACUAUCAUAAGAAAGAUAACUUGUGCAUAAAUUCAGAUCUUCUUGGUCGUAAGAGACAUGAAAAUUUUGCACGAUAUGCAACAUACCUUGGUCUUUGUGUAGCAACAUGUAUUAUUUUACAACGAAAUAUAUAUGCAGCAAGUGUUAUAGGCAUAUUAGUUGCAGUUUAUAUAUCAGUAUCUGAGUACAUGUUAUCUCAUAGUAAUAUUCAAGAUACAACAGCAAAUAUGGAUAUAUUAGGACCAGCUUGACAAAAUCAAAAAACAUAGUUUAAAUACAAAUUAGUUUUAAUAUAUAUAAUUUAUGAUUUGUAUGAAUGUAAUUAUUCAUAAUAAUGUAUCGGACAAAAAUAUUUAUAUAAUAAUCAAGGAUAUCUUAAUAAUUUAUUAUCCUUU
Molecule: messenger RNA, 2908 nt
Organism: Vespa velutina
Lineage: Eukaryota; Metazoa; Arthropoda; Insecta; Hymenoptera; Vespidae
Gene: Creld
Product: cysteine-rich with EGF-like domain protein 2
Exons: 4
Coding region: 1631-2764 (377 amino acids)
Molecular function (GO): calcium ion binding
Source: RefSeq, a predicted model, not a curated record